Messenger RNA from Scatophagus argus, 3736 nucleotides. Its product is annotated as glypican-1-like. Gene Ontology annotation, molecular function: fibroblast growth factor binding. The transcript is spliced from 10 exons. Lineage: Eukaryota; Metazoa; Chordata; Actinopteri; Scatophagidae. Gene Ontology annotation, biological process: regulation of protein localization to membrane; negative regulation of fibroblast growth factor receptor signaling pathway; cell migration. Gene Ontology annotation, cellular component: plasma membrane; synapse; cell surface. The record is from RefSeq and is a predicted model, not a curated record. The coding region runs from base 616 to 2256 and encodes 546 amino acids.
CUCACACAAAGAGAGAGAGAGAAAGAGAGAGCAUCAACACUCUUUAGCGCACUCUCCCUCAAACACACCUUUCAUUGUCCCAAAUCCUGAAAACGGAAUUGUCCCGCACAGUCCCGCUGCUGUCUGAACACUGAAAUAACGGAUUGCGCUCUUCAAAUUUCCGUAAUCAUGAGCCGAUAGUGUGCGCGGAUCUGCUUUGACUGAGGGACACCUGCUCUCUCUGUUUCUCCCUUUUGUCUCUGACAUCUCUGCAGCUCGCAGCCGGCAGCGCUGAGGAGGAGGAGGAGGAGGGAAGGAGGAGGAGGAGGAGGAGGAGGAGCGGGGUGUACCUGACACCUACAGCCGCGCGCAGCAGCUCUCUUCUCCCGCAGAAACACCCCGGACGGCCCGUCACUGGUGCCUCCUUCUGUCGCCUGGCCGGGCUGUGUGGUAGUUGGUGCAGUUUGAACGGGGACCGCCGGUUCUGCUGACAGAUUGAAAACUCUUCAAAAACAAAGAAGAGUUCAAAACACAGAAGACGGAGACUCUCUAAGAACUCCAGUUUGGGUUCAUCCAGAACAGAAAUCUUCAGGAUUUCCUGACUGACUCUGAGAAAAAGGGACUGGACUUGAGAAGAUGAGUCUCCCGGUGCUUCUCUCCGCGUUGGUGUGUCUGUCUGCAGCAGCGCGCCCGGUGGCCGGGGCGGAGGGGAGCUGCUCCGACCUGCGGCAGUUCUACACCGGGAAGGGAUUCAUGCUAGUCGAUGUGCCCCAGACAGAAAUCUCCGGUGAACAUCUGAGGAUGUGUCCUCAGGGUCCGACCUGUUGUACCAGCACCAUGGAGGAGAACCUGGCCGGUCUGAGCGCCCGAGAGACAGAGGGACUGAUCAGAGAAGCCGGCAGGUCGCUGCAGGCUGCCUUCAACGCUCUCCACAGGAGCUUCGACACCUUUUUCACCGAGCUGCACACUCGCUCUGAGCGCUCCCUCCAGGAGGCGCUGUCUCCACUUGGCCCUCUGUACUCCCAGAACACUCGUCUCUUCGGAGGGCUCUACACCGACCUGCGACAGUACUACCGGGGUUCUGCUCUCAACCUGGACGAGACCCUGUCAGACUUCUGGUCCCACCUCUUGGAGCGCACCUUUAAAGCCUCUGCUCCCACAGAUGUAAGUAAAGAUGUCAACCUGUCAGAGGACUAUCUUGAAUGUGUUGCUAAGCAACAGGAGACACUGCGGCCAUUUGGGGAUGUCCCACGAGACAUGAAGGCAAAGGUGGUCCGGGCUUUUGUCACAGCCAGGUCAUUUGUCCAGGGGCUGAUUGUCAGCGGAGAGGUGGUCAGGAAGGUCUCACAGGUCUCCCUGAGUCCAGAGUGCACAAAGGCCCUAAUGAAGCUGGUCUACUGUCCACACUGUCGCGGUCUGGCCUCUGUCAAGCCCUGCUCCAAUUACUGUUCCAACGUCAUGAAGGGCUGCCUGGCCAAUCAAGCCGACCUGGACCCUGAGUGGCAGAACCUUAUAGACACCAUGAUCCAGGUGGCCUCGAGUUUCAGCACAGAGCCCAGUAUUGACGUGGUUCUCUCCUCCAUCCCUGCUCGAAUCUACGAGGCCGUUCUCUUCCUAAAGGAAAACAUGGACACAUUCACAGCAAAAGUCUACCAGACAUGUGGAACUCCAGGUGAACCAGGAACAGGAAGUCCCACCCUUCAUGAGCAGAAGAAGAAGAAGAGUGGCUCCCUGACUGCAUCAGAGUACAAACCUUCUCCGACUGCUGGACUCAGACUGGAGAUGCAGGUGUCAGACUUGUCCAGUAAGCUGAGGGAGAUGCAGCAGUACUGGAUCCAGCUCCCUGUGGCACUUUGCAGCAAACUGGCAGCAGGAGGCGCUGGCCAGGACAAAUGCUGGAAUGGCAUUACCAAAGCCAGGUACCUCCCAGAAGUGAUGGGUGAUGGACUGGCCAAUCAGAUCAACAACCCAGAAGUUGAGCUUGACAUCACAAAGCCUGACAUGACCAUCCGGCAGCAGAUCAUGCAGCUCAAAAUCAUGAGCAACAGGCUGAAAAACGCACUGGAUGGCAACGACGUGGACUUCCAGGAUGCAAGCGACGACAUCAGCGGCUCAGGAAGCGGGAUGUGUAUAAGUGGUCAGUGCUCUCGGACCAGACCAGGACUGUACGCCUACCCUCCAGACAACAACCGAGUCAGAGGCGCAGCCACGUCUCCAGCUUGCAGGUGGAGCCUCCUACUCCUGCUCCCAUUGGCCGUCCUGCUGCUUCUGCGAUGAUGGAUUGCCGCUGCCUCCAAUCAGACUCUGAGGUCUAGAGAAGGCGGGACCAUGGGACGGACAGAAAGGGUUUGGUGGGGGGAGGGAGAUUGGAACUUAAGUUUGCCAAAAAAUGAAUAAGACAUUUUGAACGGACACAGUGUUUGACCAAGAGGAGCAAAACAGUGAGAAUAUUCCUUAUUUUGUUUUGCUCAGUUUCAGAAUGUCAUAGCUUGGGUGUGAUUCAUUGAUGUGGUGAUUUGUUGAGCUGGUUUCAGUAUAUUCUUGAGAAGAGGAUGGUUGGAAGAAGACGGAGACAAGACAAGAAGACAAAGGAGGGUAUGAUGACUGAUGAUGGUGAAGAUAAUGAUGGGGUUACUGAUAAUGAUUCAUUAUUACACUAUCGGGUCCAUUUAGCUCCAGUUUGCAGACAGCAGAGCUCAGUGAAAAAAUAUGUAGUGCCCUGAUAUGUGGUGAUUUCGACAAGGCUUUUUGUUUUUUUAAUUUUAUUUCAUUUUUUAAUUCAAGUCAAGGUUGUCUACCUUAAGAUUGUGUGAGUUGUAAAUGUUUGUGUACAUUAGCUAAAAGACUGGCACCAUAUUGAGCCAUGAAUGUACAGUAUAAUACUAUAUUGGCUAUGAAUCCCCCCAUAAUCGGUAAUGUAGUCGUCCAGAUGUUUUGGUGUGUGUUGACAUAAACAGAUACAUCUAGUAGGACUCAUUUGAAAUAUUGCAGAUAAAUUAUCAGACUCCUGAAAUGUACAAGAUGUUGUGAUUGCAAGGUUUUACCUCACUUUUACUGUACACACGACCAUUUCAACUGACAAAAAAUGGAAACAGUCACUUUAUCAACAACUCAUCACCUUCGUGAACAAACAAGAACAACAACAUCAAAGCACAGACAAGCAGUUCUGCAAUUCUUCCUGCAACUAAGACAGAGAAGCUCACACUAUUCUGACACUCGUGGCUGCAAUUAACACAGAAGCCUCCACAGAAGACGUUUCAGAAGACGUUUUCUGAAAUGAAGUCUGACAAGCAACAUGGUGUCUGAUACACAGAGGGUCAAACCAAAGCACUUAUUUCACUGUACACAAUUAUUAUUUUAUUUUUAUUUUUUAUUUUUUUACUUUUAUUCAGCAGCAGACAUUGCCUGAAGUACGCUUGCUGGAGCAGCUGCAGUAGCAGCAGCCAUUUCACCAGUUUUAUUAUCUGCGUAGUGUUAAAAGAAAGCAAAGGUUUUCAGUCCAGUUUUUACAGACAGUACAGGAUGUUUGCGGAAUAUUGACAACAUGUAUACAUUCGCCUGGUGAUUCGUCAUUUACUCGGCAUGCCUUUCUUUCAGUCUACACUACUAUACUGGUACAUACGGGACUCCUGAUUCACACAAGUCUCUUACACACACACACAAACAUGUUGACACACUCGGGCUGUGGAUGAAGCUGAUUUUUUUAUUCAUCUGUGUACUGAAUCACAUUACAUUCAUUAAACUCUGUCUGAUCAUA